This is a messenger RNA of Danio rerio (zebrafish), 6281 nucleotides long. Lineage: Eukaryota; Metazoa; Chordata; Actinopteri; Cypriniformes; Danionidae. The record is from RefSeq and is a predicted model, not a curated record.
GCCGCAGCUCUCUCUCUCUCACACACACACACACACACACACACACAGCCGAGCUCUCGCGCAGCCGCUCGGUCUGUCGGUCGCGGAGCGCUGUCCACGCGGCGGCGAGAGGAGACGGCAGGUGUCACACUCGCUUCUGAUAAGCCCUGCGCACAGCUUCCUCCUUAAAAACAGCUAAUCGAUCCAUUCGGAUGAUACAGGCAGACAAGACGCGCGCGCGCUUUGCCCCAAAAGCGCAUUAAUUGCAGACGGAUUUGUAUCGCAUUUGUUUGCCGGUCUGAAGUUUACCCCCCUCUACCGUGUUCUUGACCCUGACCCCGUGACACCAUAGGCUGACAGGACGUCGUGGUCGAGGAGGUCAACAUGAGUCAGGAGGGGCAGGAUGACCCCCUCCACACACCUGCAGAAACACCUGAGGGACAAGAAGAACAUUUGGAGAACUGUAAUGGGACAGAGACUGAGACAGAGGAGCCUGAUGAUGGAGACACUGAGAAUAACAGAAACACAGAAGAGGAGGAGGAGGAGGAGGAGGAGAAGGUGACGUUAGAUCAGGAUGAUGGGAGAAAUGGUGAGAUUGAGAGCAGCUGUUUAGAUCCUGGAACAGAAAACGGCGACAUCUGUGAAGGUGGAGACACACAGCGCGCAGAAAAGGACUCAAGUGUGACUAUAUGUUCUCUUAGGUUUGAGAACGGGACCGAAGAUGACAGUGAGGAACAGGAUGAUGAGGAGGUGAUACCUCAUGAGGGAAACCUAGACGCCUUCAGCUCUACCUUUGAGCUGUCCGUCGAAGAAGCGGAUGCUGAGGUAGAGGACGAAGAAAGGGAGGAGACAGAGACUCGAAAUCAGGACAGUUUCAGCUCUACUUUUGAGAGCAUUGUCGAGCGGGUUGCCAAGGCCACGGUUGUGGAGGAGGAGGAAGAGGAGGAGGAGGGAGAGGAAGAGUUCGACAGGACGAAAGAGAGCCAGGAUGGAUUCAGCUCCACGUUCGAGCGUAUAGUUGAGUCCGAGCUUUUACGAGGCGGGACUUGCUACAGCAGUCUGGAUUCCCUGGACGUCCUGUCGCUUACAGACGAGACGGACAGCUGUGUCAGCUUCGAGGCGCCGCUCACCCCGCUCAUCCAGCAGAGGGCUCUGAUGGGCCCCGAACCUCCAGAACUGGAGCUGGAGACCGUGCAGGAGGGGGCCGAGGGUGAGGGCGAGUUUGGGACUGAGACGGCUAGGGAUGAAGCCAGCUCUGCAAGUCCACUGCGGACAACUAUACCAGGAAGCAGAUCGGAAAAUGUGUUGAGCCAGCCGGCACAAUGGAGCAUCCCUAAUGGAUUCCACAUAGAGCUGCCUGGGAAUGGACAGAGUGCAGGAAUGAUGCCAAACUCCAUCAGUGAUGCCAACCUCACAGAUGUGCUGUGCGACUCAGACUCUGAGCUGGGCAGCGUGGACACUCUGGAGAGAGGAAGCACAGAUACUCUCGCCAACGGCUGCCGCGUGGAUGCAGACGCUGCCAAAAGACUGGCCAAGAGACUCUUCUACCUGGAGGGCUUCAAGCGCUGUGACGUGGCACGACACCUGGGCAAGAAUAAUGAAUUCAGCCAGUUGGUGGCGUCAGAGUACCUGAGCUUUUUUGACUUCACGGGAUUGUCGUUAGACAGAGCGCUCAGGAACUUCCUGAAGGCGUUUCCUCUGAUGGGAGAGACGCAGGAGAGAGAGCGUGUGCUUGUGCAUUUCUCCAAACGCUUCUGCCACUGCAACCCAGAGACUCUCACCUCAGAGGAUGGUGCUCACACACUGACCUGCGCACUUAUGCUUCUCAACACAGACCUGCACGGACAUAAUAUCGGGAAGAAGAUGUCUUGCCAGCAGUUCAUUAGCAAUCUAGACGGUCUUGACGACGGCAAAGAUUUUCCCAAAGAAUUGCUCAAGGUGCUCUAUAACUCAAUAAAGAACGAGAAGCUGGAGUGGGCGAUUGAGGAAGAGGAGUUGAGGAAGAGCCUCUCAGAGCUGGUGGAGGAGCAGUGCGAGGCGGGAGGGAAGAGGGUUGUCAGGGUAACGGACGGCAGUAACCCUUUCAUCGGCAUCCCGCUUUUACUCAAUGCCACCACGUACAAACACGGGGUUCUGACGCGCAAGAGCCAUGCAGAUAUGGAUGGCAAACGCACCCCAAGAGGACGCAGAGGCUGGAAGAAGUUUUACGCCGUGCUGAAGGGGAUGAUUCUCUACCUGCAGAAAGAUGAGUAUAAGCCUGAUAAGGAUCUGUCAGAGGUGGACCUGAAGAAUGCAGUACGAGUUCAUCACGCUCUCGCUACUAGAGCCUGUGACUACAGCAAAAGACAAAACGUCCUCAAACUGAAGACCUCUGACUGGAGGGUCUUCCUCCUGCAGGCACCGAGUGAAGAGGAGAUGAUGUCAUGGAUUUUCAGGAUUAAUCUAGUCGCUGCUCUCUUUUCGGCUCCUGCUUUUCCCGCUGCCAUCGGCUCCAUGAAGAAAUUCUGCAGGCCACUGCUGCCUUCAUCCACCACUAGACUCAACCAGGAGGAGCAGCUGAAGUCUCAUGAGAAUAAACUGAAGCAGGUCAGCGUGGAGCUGGAGGAGCACAAGAGAAGCCCACCAGAGCUGACCCCCAAGAGCAAAGAGUCUGAAGAGUAUCGAAUCAAAGAGCACUAUUUAACUUAUGAGAAAUGCCGCUAUGAGACGUACAUCAGCCUCCUGCAGGCCAAGAUCCGCGCUGGAAGUGACGACUUGGACAAGAUCGAGGCCAGUCUGUUCAGCGGUGAAGCGAAAGAAGGACACCUGCGCAAAACUCAGUCCAGCCCGUCGAUCAGUCAAGGUCAGGGGGUCAACGGACGGGCCGCUCAUAAACACAUCCCAGAACAUAACAGCUGAAGGGCUUUCACUGAGCUCACCUCAAAACGUAGCAUUAUGACGUCCUUAUUAUUUCCAUGUACAGUAAAUUUAUGAUGACAGUAAUAUGUAUUAUUAGUAUUAUUACUACAGGAGUAAACUUUGUUAAUAAUGCAAUGAACAUUAUUAUGUGCCAAAUAUGAAACAACGAGGAGACCAAGACUGUAUAAGUGGGAGGAAGUAAUAACAAUGCGCUUAAUGUCACGAGAAAGUGGACUGCGGCAUCCUAAAUGUAUUGCACUGUGAGAUGCAAACACAUUGUGAUGUCAUUUUGAAUGAUUUGACACACAAACUUUAGUUCAAUUAAAGAGACAAUGGGAGAAAAAAUCAAUAGUACGCACCCUCAUAUUGGUUCAAACCUGUAUGAUUUUCUGUCUGAAUAACGUUGGGGUCUGAUUUAUAUUAAACUCCAUUUACUUUCAUUGAAUGGGCAGAAGAAAAAAACAUUUUCCAAAACAUUUUCUUUUGUGUCUUGUUGAAAAAUCAAAGAGGUUUGGAUAAUAUGAUGGUGUGGCUGAAUAUUUUGGUCUCUUUAAUGAAAAGGGCGGAAAGACAAGAAUUUAAAGGUGAAACAAGUCUUUUUGCAGAGGUAAAGUCUGUUAAAUAUGAAGAGACGUCAGUAAAAAUAAAGCAUCAAAAGCCCAACCAAUAGCACUGAUUUUAGGUGGGCCUGUCGUUUUGAUUGACCAAUGGCAGACGUUGGGGUGUUUCAAAAAUGGAAUAGUUGCACAGAAAAGGCACUUCACCUUUAAACGAUUACUGACAAGUGUUAGGCAUAAUAUGGAAGGCCAUUGGGGCCAAAAUUUGAUCAUGUCAACAUGUCAAUAAGUGAUCACUGUAUUUGGAUUAUAUUAUCAUAAUAUAAUAAUUUAGUAUUAUAUAUGCAGAACUAUAGUAGUUGCGAGUGUCAAAAUGGUGAAAAAAAAAUGCAUGUACAGUAGCCCCUCAUUAAUCACGAGUUACAUUCUAAUUAUAGCCCGCAAUAGGCGAAAUCCGCAAAGUAGUCUGCUUUAUUUUUUACAAUUAUUAUAGAUGUUUUAGAUUAAUUAUUAUAGAGGCUGUAAAACCCCUCCCUACACUACACUUUUCUAUCUUGUGUAAACAUUCGCGUAACUUCUACCUUAUUUUGGCAUGUCCAAAAGUCUAACUUUUUGUGCAAUUGUUAGCAUCUUCCUCUGACUUUUAAGUGCUACUUUAGGUGCCUUUGUCGGUGCACAAUGUUUUGUUGACAUUGUGUGGUUUGUUGGGGAGAAUACUUGCAGACAUACCUUACAGCAUUUCAGAGUCACACUGCUUGUGAUAGAAGAUUCUUGUCAAUUUGGCAAGCUGAACGCACUCUGUACUGUACAGGAGACACGGCACGGAGGAGAUUGAUUGACAAUAGUCUACAGCCAAUCAGGACGCAAAACACAAUGCACUAAUCAGGACGCUGCAGAAAAAAGCAUGUCAAACUGCAUGAAAAAAAUCCGUGAAACUGCGAGGCCACAAAAGGUGAACCGCGUCAUAAUGAGGGACCACUGUAUACAAGUGCUAAAGAACAUGACAUGAUCAAAUUUCACUCAUUUUCUUUAAAGCAGGGUGUCCAAAGUUGUUCACACAGUGUGUCCAAAAUCAUGUACUGUGUAAGCAGGUACCACAUUUGAACUUACUUCAUGACUGUUAAAAUAGCAUAUUUUAAUAUAGUAUGAAUAUGAGUGGUAUGAAUGGUAUCUGGACAUGCUACAUCUGCCAUGUUGUCAUGAUCACAUGACCUCAGUUGCAUUGUUUCAAUGCCAGUUAGAAAUGCUCUUCCAUGGCCCCAGUAAAAUGUUCAUCGAAUAUGCAUUCAAGGAUCAGAACUAGUAGUUCAUUAUGGUACUGCACGCCUACUGUUUUUGAAUGCUUUGAAUUUGGACAUACUGCUCGACUUACAUACUAUCCAUACUAUAUAGUAGGAAAGUAACUCUUUAUGAGUCAUUUGCAUGACAAUGUCAACCAAAAACUUGAAUAUUUAUAUUAUUAUUUAUUAAUAAAAGUUUUCCCUGUUCAAUUACAUAACAAAUGCAAUAAUCUGAAAAUAGGUUACAAAAGUGGACGUUUUUAAAAAUGCUGCCACAUCUUUACUACUUUACAGGUACUGCUUAAUCACAAAGUCCCAGCUUUAAAUUCUGACCUGACAUAUGUAAGAAAGAGUUUUUGGCAAUUUUUUUUGUGGAUGUGUGAAUGCAUAUUUCUUAGAAAACUAAAAAAAAAAAAAAAAAUUCAACGUAAAGGAAAAAUAUUUCAAUUUUUGACAACCACAUUGUCAUGUAAAUGUAGCCUAAAUGUACCUUAAACAUACCUGAAACAGCUAAUGAAGUUGGUUGAGCUGAAAUUGGCAAGCCAUUUGACAUCCAGAAGCAGUAUUGGAUCACCCUUGUUUUAAAAACUUUUGGCACCGAUGGCCUUCCAUAUCUUUGUGGCAUCACAAUGUGUGCGGGUAAUGAUUGACAGGUCUGGUUUAGAUGUAGCAUUUGAUGUACUUGUGAGAUGUUCACAGUAUCAUGAAGUUUAAGGGCUGGGGCGCAUGUAAAGAUUCACGUUGGCGGCCUGUAGUGUCCUACAAAUACCCCUUUGUAAUUAUUUAUUAUGUUAUAUUUAUUAAUUGUACAUUCAUUUUCUGCUUUUCGGAGCCAAUAUAGCAGGAAGAUGCUUGUAACCCCACUUGAUUAGUUUACCCUACGUUAUUGUUAACCGAGGAGAUGAUGGUUGCAAUUAGAUGGACGUUGGGAAAUGCAUCGUCUUAACGCGGGACAGGGUAUGGGACAUUGUAACAAGGAAGUUUGAGUAUGCAAAACAGUUACGAAGAGGAAAAAACGUUUGGGACUGAAAGCGACACCCUCAUUUUCUCUAUUCAAUGGACCACAAAGCCUCUAUGUGUCUCUAUGUGCCUGCAGAAAAUUCAACCUGGACUGAAUAUUGAGCAGCAGGACUGCAAACAACCCACCACGAACCUCCGGGCCUCUUCAUCUCAACCACUGUAGCCAAGCGAAAACGUCUCAAUCCUGGAAAAAAAAAACAUGUCACUUUUCAAGAAGAGAAUUGUUUGAGCCACCAAACAGGAGCCUGACACUUAAACGGUACAAACUUUUGAGCAAGUGCAAGUAGAUUUUUUUAUAGUCCUGUUGUAAAGCAUGAGGACAUUGAAAAGUGAGAGCUUUUGGCUCGUUUUAUGCUUUAUGGAUGUGGAAUGACGUAAAAAAACAAACAAAAAAAGCUGCAAUUUUAUACGUUCUUAGUAAUGGCUUUCUUAAAGGGACCUCUAUAGCCUACUUUUCGCUUUGGCUGUUGUGCUAACAUGAUUUUCCCGUUUAGGGUAGAACUGAGACGCUGUUGUAAUAAAAGAUUGUGAUGAUUAUUUCACCAUC